AUGGACAGCGGCGGGAGGAAAGUGGUCGUCUGUGACAAUGGGACGGGGGAUCUGAUGGUUGGUGAAGAGGCGAGCGAAUGCCGCUCCAUGCUGGAGGUCUCGUACCCCAUGGAGAACGGGAUAGUCCGCUGCUGGGAGGACAUGCUGCACCUGUGGGAUCACACGUUCGGCCCGCAGCGGCUCAACAUCAACCCUCCCGACUGUAAGGUCCUGCUGACGGAGCCGCCCCUGAACCCGCUGAAGAACCGGCAGAAGAUCGCCGAGGUCAUGUUUGAGACCUACAAGUUCCACGGCAUCUACAUCGCCAUUCAGGCCGUGCUGACUCUCUACGCUCAGGGUAAAACAGACCGAAUAUGUGUGGUGGUCGACUCAGGAGACGGUGUGACUCACAUCUGUCCCGUUUACGAGGGCUUCUCUCUGCCUCACCUCACGCGCCGCUUAGACAUCGCAGGACGAGACAUCACGCGCUAUCUGGUUAAGCUUCUGCUCCUGCGAGGCUACGCCUUCAACCACACGGCGGACUUCGAGACGUUACCAGACGGGCGGACGAUAAUGGUCGGAGGCGAGAGGUUUGGCGCGCCAGAGGCUCUUUUCCAGCCUCAUCUCAUUAACGUGGAGGGUGUUGGUGUGGCCGAACUGCUCUUCAACACCAUCCAGGCAGCAGACAUUGACAUCAGGUCGGAUUUCUACAAGCACAUCAUCCUGUCUGGAGGAAGCACCAUGUAUCCGGGACUUCCUUCCCUUUUGGAGCUUGAGAUCAAGCAGCUGUAUCUGGAGAGAGUGCUGAAGGGAGACACUGAGAAACUCUCUAAAUUUAAGAUCCGCAUCGAAGACCCUCCGCGGUGCAUCUGA
Messenger RNA from Sinocyclocheilus rhinocerous, 852 nucleotides. RefSeq names its product actin-related protein 2-B-like. The transcript has 7 exons. NCBI's taxonomy places the organism in Eukaryota, Metazoa, Chordata, Actinopteri, Cypriniformes, Cyprinidae. Bases 1 to 852 code for a protein of 283 amino acids. The record is from RefSeq and is a predicted model, not a curated record.